Messenger RNA from Cebus imitator (Panamanian white-faced capuchin), 432 nucleotides. Its product is annotated as copine-4-like. Lineage: Eukaryota; Metazoa; Chordata; Mammalia; Primates; Cebidae. The transcript is spliced from 2 exons. The coding region runs from base 157 to 432 and encodes 91 amino acids. The record is from RefSeq and is a predicted model, not a curated record.
CCUUUCAUACUGGCACAAGACACUGAGCGGAUGCCUCCCCUUAUGUUAUCAAACAGAGACCCGGCGAGUGAAUCUACCCAGAGCUGAUGCUCCUUUGCAACUUGGGAACACCAGUGUCACAGUGGCUCCUUGGCUUGUCUUUAGAUAAAUUUGACCAUGGCUGUAGAACCCAGCAGCUCAGAAUCCAUUAAAAGGAGAGUUGGGAGGAGAAUGAAGAAGAUGAGCAACAUUUAUGAGUCGGCUGCCAACACACUAGGAAUCUUUAACAGCCCCUGCCUGACCAAAGUUGAGCUCCGUGUGGCGUGCAAAGGCAUUUCUGACAGAGAUGCCCUUUCCAAACCAGACCCCUGUGUCAUCCUCAAGAUGCAGUCUCACGGGCAGUGGUUUGAGGUAGGCAUGUCCAAUGAAAUGGACAGAGGCAUGACUGGAUGA